This is a messenger RNA of Anopheles stephensi (Asian malaria mosquito), 3004 nucleotides long. RefSeq names its product sarcalumenin-like. The record is from RefSeq and is a predicted model, not a curated record. The annotation marks the transcript as partial. NCBI's taxonomy places the organism in Eukaryota, Metazoa, Arthropoda, Insecta, Diptera, Culicidae. The transcript has 8 exons.
AGUGAGGUCGAGGAGGAUGACGAUCUAGAGGAGGAAAAUGCGGUCAAAGGAUCGUAUGACGAUCGUGACCAGGAAGAAGAUAGUGAAGAUGCUUCCACAGAAGCUCCCGCAUCAGCGGAAGUUAGUGAAACUGACGAUGACGUACCGGAUAGUUCCGAAGACGACAGUCAGAAUGAGAGUGAAGAUUUGGAAGGAAAAACAGCCUCCGAGGAAGAGGAAUUGUCCGCCACCGAUGAUGGCGACGAGGAUGAAGAAGAAACGUUGACCGAGGAUACGGUCGCUAGUGGUGAGGAUGCGCAAGAGGAACCGACCGACAGUGAGGAGGAAGCUGAGGAUACUACCGGUAGUGAGAAUCUGAGCGAAGAGCCGGAACGUGAAACAGUGGAAAGCAGUACUGCAACAAGCGAGGAGGAGAACGAUGAAGCUUCACCUGAGGCUGGUGAGCAAUCUGAAGAGCAGGUGGUUGACAGUCAGGAAGACGAAACCGCUGCUCAGGAGGAAGCAUCCACGGAAGAGCCUGUUGAAGAGAGCAGUGAAGAUGCUGCCACCAUAGAGGAUGUCGACACGGCCUCCCAGGAGCAGGAAGAACAAAGCGCUGAAGAGGCAACCGAGCCAGCUGCAGAGGAUAGUGCUGAGGAGGAAGCUGUCCCUGAAUCUGCCGAAGAGGAAGUGGCCGUCACUGCUGAGGAGGAAAGCGCAGAGGAAGCCGCCGUAAAGCAGGACUCGGAAGAAACGUUGGCGCAGGAAGCGGCGGGAGAAGAGAGUGUUGAGAAAGCUUCGGAAGAAACGGAAACCGCCUCUACGGAAGAAUCGUUCCCGGAGGAAGAUCUGCUCUUGGAGUACCAAAUUCCAUCGAACCUUAGAGAUACUACGCACAUCUACGAACUGCUGAACAUCAACGACGACGCACCCGCCCGGGAGAAGGCCCUGCAGGAGACGGCCGACGUGAUCUUGCGCGAUCUGAAGCGCAUCUACGACAAUUCGAUCAAACCCCUCGAAACAUUGUACAAGUACCGCGAUCUCAGCAAUCGCCACUUUGGCGAUCCGGAGAUCUUCUCGAAACCGCUCGUCCUGUUCAUGGGCCCGUGGAGCGGCGGCAAAUCAACCAUUCUGAACUAUCUGACACACAACGAGUACACGCCCAACUCGGUGCGGACCGGUGCUGAACCGUCGCCCGCAUACUUUAACAUUUUAAUGCACGGUGACGAGCCGGAGGUUUUGGACGGUACCCAGCUGGCCGCCGAUUGGACCUUCUCGGGAUUGCAAAAGUUUGGACAGGGGCUGCUUGACCGGCUGCGCGGUCAGAAGCUGCCCAACCAGCUGCUAGAAAGGGUUAACAUUGUGGAAAUUCCCGGCAUUCUGGAGGUCCGGAAGCAGGUGUCCAAGUACUUCCCGUUCAACGAUGCCUGCCAGUGGUUUAUCGAUCGCGCUGACAUCAUCUUCCUGGUGUACGAUCCAUCCAAGCUGGACGUGGGCCCAGAAACUGAAGCCAUCCUGGACCAGCUGAAGGGACGAGAAUAUCAGACACGAAUCCUGCUAAACAAAGCUGAUCAAGUGAAACCUGAAGAGCUGCUGCGUGUCCAGAGUGCCUUGAUCUGGAACAUUUCUCCGCUGAUGUCGUCGGCGCAACCACCGGUCAUGUACACGGUGUCGCUGUGGUCCAAUCCGUUCGAGGUGGGCGCACCCGUCCGUCUGCUGCAGGCACAGGAACGAACUUUGCUGCUCGACCUAGGCCAGGCUAUCGAGCGCCGCAUUGAGAACAAAAUCGCCAGCGCCCGUCGCUUUGCGGUUCGUGUUCGCAACCACGCCAAGAUGGUGGACUGCUACCUCACCACGUACUACAACCACAAGACGCUGUUCGGUAACAAGAAGCAGAUUUCCGAGAAAAUCAUUGCAAACCCGCAGGACUACCACAUCUACGAGGGCCUGUCGACGCUCACCAACAUCUCCCGGUACGAUCUGCCCGAUCCGGAGGUGUAUCGCGAUUUCUUCCACCUGAAUCCGCUGUACGAGUUCAAGAAGCUGUCCGAAACGUGCACCUACUUCCGCGGCUGCCCGAUCAACAAGCUCGACGUGGCGAUCGCAUACGAGCUGCCCGAGCUGGUCGGCAAGUACAAGAAGAUGUCGGAGGCGGCACUUGCGAAGCUGGACGUUCUUACGCCAACAUCCGAUUUCGGCAAGGGGAAAUCGAAUAGUUGAGCGAAACGGGCACAACGUUCUGUACGAUCGAACAACUUGCAUUCAGUGCGUAAUGUUAAAGUAGUGUAGUACGGUAUCUUUAUUUAUCUUUUACGUUUCCCUAACGAAUCUUCUACCACUCCCUAUCGUAUCGUAGGUUUCGAUGCUCUCCGACGUAUCCCCCAGCUUGGGGGCAUCGAAACGCAACAUCUGUGCUUUUAUGAUUUCACUCUAUUUCCUUCUAAUUCUUAGAGGUUUUUCGUAAGGUUGUAUCGGAACGGACCUAACAAAACCACAAUCAAUUAAUUGAAUCUGCUUCUGCUGCUCAGAGGACGUGAAUAGCCACGCAUCACGGGAUGAUGUUGAACGACGAUAAAGGUGUCGAUGAAUGUAAUGAAGGUGGUGUUUACCGUUUUGUUUAAUAGAAGAAAGUCCAAAUAGAGCGCUGUCUGAAGUUCACGCCGCUGAACAAUAUCUAUUACCAGAGGAUUAAACUCCGGUAGCGAACAAGAAAUAUGCAUCGAAAACACGAACCUGAAGUUUGCCUAUGUGAUAAAUGAUGGCUCAGAGCAUAAGAAGACAAUGUGCAAUGUAUAGUUUACACCGAGGCAUCGGCAACGAGCGGUGGUGUAAACUAUCCAAAAAACCAGAGUUACGUUUGGCGCUGUUUGUGACUCUAGAACCAGACUGAUUGAUACAGGUAAACUGCAAUGCUACACAGCUCGGAAAGCAAGGCAAUACUAUCGCCAUCAUUUGAAAAUCAACCAAGAGGAAGUUGAAUAAAAAUUGUAAAACACAAUAAAGUUACAAAAUGGUAAAAGUUGUA